ACCCAGCACCGCACCAACCAACCAGCACGCGGCACACCGUCUUCCCAGCCAUAAAACCCGGACCGCCCCCGGCCUCGCGCUCCAUUCCCAUUCCCCAGCAGCACCCAAAGAAGAGAAGAUACAGUGGUAGCAGUGAAGAGCGAUCGAGAUGGAGGGCUACGAUCGGGAGUUCUGGCAGUUCAGCGACCAGCUGCGGCUGCAGACGGCGAGCUUCUCGGGGCUCUCCCUCGGCGACUCCAUCUGGUCCCCCGCCGACAACGCCCGGGGCCGCAACAACGGCGACCCGGCCGCCCUCUUCUCUCCUUCACCCCUCGACGGCCAGAUCAACGCCAAGAUCAACACCAACAACGGCAACGGCGGCCUGCAGGACGGGCCCGGCCUCAUCGGCUCCGGCAAGCUAGCCUUCGGCAACACCACCACCAACAAGGCCGACCGCUACAACAACGUCAGCCUCCCGCAAGCCGCCAGCGACGCCAAGCCCUACGGCAACCUCAGCGGCUAUGGCGCCGCCAAGACCAACAACAACAACAACGCCAACAUGAACAGCAACUUUGCGCUCAACAAGAUGAUGGGCGGGAAUUACAACAGCAGCAACUUCAACAGCGGCGGCAACGGGGAGGUGAAGAGCUACUUCAACAAGUCCAUCGGGAGGCCGGCCAACAACAACAGCAACAACCACUACGGCGGCGGCAAGAAGGGCGGCGCUCUUGACGGCAAGAAGAAGCACGCCAAGAACGAGGGCGGCAACAACAACAACAGCAACAACCACGGCGCCGCGUCGGAGAAGCGGUUCAAGACGCUGCCGGCGUCCGAGGCGCUGCCCAGGAACGAGGCCAUCGGAGGAUACAUCUUCGUCUGCAACAACGACACCAUGGAGGAGAACCUCAAAAGGCAGCUGUUCGGGCUGCCGUCGAGAUACAGAGAUUCGGUGAGGGCGAUCAGGCCAGGGCUGCCCCUCUUCCUCUACAACUACUCCACGCACCAGCUCCACGGCAUCUUCGAGGCCGCGAGCUUCGGCGGAGCAAACAUCGACCCGGCGGCCUGGGAGGACAAGAAGUGCCCCGGCGAGUCUCGCUUCCCUGCACAGGUGAGGGUGGCGACAAGGAAGAUCUGCAACCCGCUGGAGGAAGACGCCUUCCGGCCGAUCCUGCACCACUACGACGGGCCCAAGUUCAGGCUGGAGCUCAGCAUCACUGAGGCUCUUUCCCUUCUUGACGUCUUUGCAGACAAGGAAGACGACGCCUGAAGCUGCCUGCUGCUGCUCAAGACCCCUUAUUAUGGGGACUGUUGAGAAACGCUACAGAAUAAAUUCGGCAUAUAGACAUUACCUGUUAUAAUAGGUGGGUAAUUUUACAGGGUUUUCCAUCUCGCGGGCGAAGAAAGUUAUGCGCCCCGUUGUCUGUCACGCGUGGUGAUAGACUGCAGAGGAUGAUCCGCCCUCGUUACUGUAAUUAAGUUAUUAUUAUGUCUGGACGGCUCUAUAAAUAUCGAGACUUGAGGAUGUUUCUCCUGUUUGUACACACCUGAGCAUAAUGAAUAACCGCGUUCGUUCUCCGUGACGCCUUUGUA
This is a messenger RNA of Brachypodium distachyon (stiff brome), 1569 nucleotides long. Its product is annotated as B2 protein. The transcript has 5 exons. Bases 149 to 1246 code for a protein of 365 amino acids. The record is from RefSeq and is a predicted model, not a curated record. NCBI's taxonomy places the organism in Eukaryota, Viridiplantae, Streptophyta, Magnoliopsida, Poales, Poaceae. Gene Ontology annotation, biological process: response to endoplasmic reticulum stress.